AUGGAGGCAAUGAAAAAGAGAAUGACUACGCAUUCCCCCAAACCAGAGUCUCCGAAACCGGCAACUUCUCCAGAUUCGGAUAGCUUGGAAGGAUUAUCACCAGAAUUGGUACCUAUUGUCACACUUUUAUCUUCUCAAGCACAUCGUCGAUACAAUGAAGGGAUCUUUAUGCUUUAUUAUGAUUUAAAUGGUGAUGGGAAACCCGCAGAUCGUGAAUGGAGAGAAGUUUAUGGUAUUUUGACCGGUAAUCAAUUAGCAUAUUGGGAUGCAGCAAAUUUGGCCCAGUUUAAAAAUAACCCAAGUGCAUUAUUGGAGACUUCUUCUAAACCAAACUAUAUAAAUUUCACCGAUUCAGUGUAUAAUGCCAUGAAGACGUUACCGGCAGCCAAACAAAACUUGGAUAAUGUUAUUAUUGUCUCAACAACUUUGAAGAAUAGAUAUUUAUUACAAUUUAAGUCUUAUAAAGAUUUGACUGUAUGGUAUGCAGCAUUGAGAUUGUCGAAUUUUGAAUACUCAUCGUUGCAGGAAGCUUACACGGGGGCAUUAUUAUCAGCAAGAGGAUCACGAUUGUCAGAUAUAAGGACGAUUUUGGCAGAAAAAAGAUUUGAUCACGAAGAUUGGGUUAGUAUAAGGUAUGGUAGUGGUAUGGCUUGGAAACGUUGUUUUGCUGUCGUUGAGCCUUCGACCUUAAAAAAGAAAGUGUUUACCCCUGGUCGGAUAUUAUUUUAUGAAAAUGAACAGAAAAAGAAGAAACAAUUGAUGGCAAUGGUAACCAACGCCACAGCUGUUGCUGCUAUAUAUCCACAAUCACAUUUAUUGAUUGACCAUUCUACAAUGUUGAAAAUGGAAGGUUAUAUUAAUUUCACGUCUCCAAGUUUAUCUACUAAAGUAUCUAAAAAGAGUGCCAGUGAUUUCAAACACACAUCACUUUUUUUAAUGCCAGAACAGCAUUCUUCUGUACCUGGAUUUGACACAUUGAUUAGAUUUUUAGUGCCGUUAUUAGAUUCUUUCGGAUUGUACGGGAGACCAAAAAGACUUAAAGCCAAUAGAAAUGAUACUGACUCAUUGUUAUUUGGUUUGCCAACUUUACCUCAUGUACAUUAUUUGGAAUUGAAUGAUGUCUUGGAUUUAACUAGAGGUGAUUUUUUGAGUUGGGAUUUGAAGACUUGGACAGAUAAUAUUAAAGGUAUUUUGAAAACAAAAAUUGAUAGAGGAUACGAAGGUUGUGGAAGUCAAAGAGGAAUCAAGGGGGCUGUUACCUCUUUAAGCAGUCCAGUGACUUCAACUGGUUCACCAAGAUUUGCUAGUGGCCAAGGAUUUUCUUCGAGACUGACAUCGUCUUCCUCGUCUCAACCUAGACAGAAUCAGCAAACACCCCAACAAAGGAAACCACCACCGCCAGGACCUGAAUUGAAACCUGCUGGUAAAAGUUUUGAUAAGAAUGUUAAUGAUUUACAUAUUGGAGUGUCCAAUGAUAAUUUACUUUCGGCUGAUAAAAUGAAAAAUAAUCACAAAUCAGUGCAAUUAGCAGAAAUUUACCAAAAGUAUUCUGAUUUGAAAACGCCAAGUGAUAACUACACUGACAGAAACAUUUUGUUGAAUGGGUCUCAUGAACAUUUGAUGGAAGAUGAAUUGCCUGCUGGUAUACAACAAAUGAAAUUGCAUGACAAUAUUUAUCCUAAAGACGACGAUGGCUUGUUUAGUGAUGACGACGACGAUGAUGAUUUGGCUAAAGUUGAUGUCAGAAAAAUUGGUAUGAAUAAUGAUGGUUCCAGUCAAUCUUUGGAUCCAACGUUAGGAGCCUUAAAAGUUCCUUAUUCAGACGAUAGAGCCGGUAGUUAUUCUUCAGUUAUUUCACCAAUGUCUCAAUUUAACAACCUUAAGGAGAGUUACCAAAAUGUUGAUCGCAGAGCUCCAUACCCGAACAAUAGUGAUAAUGAAAGUGAUGAUGAUUCUCCUCCACCUCCAGUGCCAUCUCAUGAUCAGAAAUAUCAGACAGGUUUACAAGGGAAACUGAGUGCUUUUAGUCAAGGUGCUGCUACUUCAAGAGGCGCUGGUGGAAUGAUAAAUGGAUCUUCCAGUGAAUCACGUUCUCAAGGUCAACAAAAACCAAAGUAUAUUUCGUCACCCAAUUCGUCCCAGAAUCAUAUUCAUAGAAUACAUUCACCAGAAAAAGGGUCACCAUUGGGUAGAGCUAAUGUGCAAUACCCUAUUUCUCCAGAACGUUUGACAGACGUUCACAAAUCGUCGGAUAAUUUAGCUGAUGCUAUAAAGUUGCCAGUCUUACCUGCUAUAAAUAAAGUUCCUCCACAAGAAGAACAACGCCAACCACAGAAGUACCCGCAACCACAACCACAACCACAAUCGCAACCACAUCCAUACCAACAACAACAACAACAACAACAACCAAGGCAGCAGCAAUUAUAUUCUCCACAACAAGUGCAGCAACAGAAAUAUCACCAGCAACAACAACAACAACUUCAACAGCAACAGCAGCAAUACUAUCAACAACAGAAAUUUCAGCAACUGCAACAACCACAAAGACCUUUACAACAACAACAGCAGCAGCCACCACAACAACAACAUUAUCAAAAGCAGCCACAACAGCAACCACAACAACAACCUCAUAGAGUGCCACCUCCUCAACAACAACCCCAACAACAAUUAUCGCAAGCUUAUAGGGCUGCUCCACCAACACAACAAAAACAACCACCUCCUCAACAACAGCUUUAUGGACGUUCUCAGCCACAAAGUUUCCCCAGGGAACCACCAAAUGGUCAUCCACAAGGAUCAGGGUUUAUGCAAAAUCGUGGUGUUAUUCCUAGAAAUAAUGGACAAGCACCUCCACCACAACCCCAAAAUGGUGCUAGAGGAUUUGUUAGCCAACAACAGCAACAGCAACAGCAACAGUACCAGUAUUCAUACUUACCUCUGGGUGCUUCUGGUCAACCAAAACAACAGCAGCAACAACAACCACAACAACAACCGCAACCGCACCGAGGACAUCAUCCUUAUGGUGCACAAUAUACUAGCCAGAAUCCUAAUGGCCAAGCUAGGUAUUAUUAA
Molecule: messenger RNA, 3066 nt
Organism: Candida albicans SC5314
Lineage: Eukaryota; Fungi; Ascomycota; Pichiomycetes; Serinales; Debaryomycetaceae
Exons: 1
Coding region: 1-3066 (1021 amino acids)
Source: RefSeq, a predicted model, not a curated record